GAUGCGAUGAUUGCUGGGUUUUUCCCCCUCUACACUUUGGGAGCAGAUGGCAGUGAUGACGAAGCUCCCGGCAGUGAACACCACAAGCUGCUUAACUUCAAGAACUACCAGUUUGUUUUGGCCUUCACUUUUGCUGUUGAAGAGAUCAACAAAAACCCUGCUCUUUUACAUAAUGUGACUCUGGGGUUUGAUAUCCACAAUGUUCAGGUCGAAGCUUGGAAAACACUUAAAAAUCCCUUUGUUAGCCUCUUUGGGAACUACAACAUUCCCAACUACUCCUGUACAAGAGAAAACAAGUCUAUAGCAGUACUAACAGGACCAUCAGGAGUAAUAUCUGCCCAAAUUGGGAAAUUUCUGGACCUCUACAGGUUUCCACAGCUCACCUUUGGGCCUUUUGAUCGUGCCCUGAAUGACCAUAAGAAGUUCCCUGCUCUCUAUCAAAUGGCCCCAAAGGACACAUCGAUAGCCACUGCCAUGGUCUCCUUACUGCUUUACUUCAGGUGGAACUGGGUGGGACUGUUAACCUUUCGAGAUGAGAAUGGCUUGUGGAUUCUUCCUGAAUUGAAAGAAGAGAUGGAUAAGAAUAGAGUUUGUGUAGCCAUUGAGCUAGAAAUCCAAAACCAUAUCAUGCCAUUAAACUUCAUGACACUUUAUGACCAGAUAAAUAAAUCUUCAGCAAAUGUCCUCAUUAUCUAUGGUGAUUAUGAAUCCCUACUCUAUGUAAUGAUGUCUUUUGAGGAAUAUUUCAUAAAAGGAAAAGUUUGUAUCAUGAAUUCACAGUGGGAUUCAACCAUGAAGAGGAAAUAUUUCAUGAUAGGGUCAUUGCACGUACCUCUCAUCUUUUCACACCAUCACCCAAUUGUUUCCGGAUUUACAGAUUUUGUCAAGGCAAUGAACCCUUCCACGUACCCAGAAGACUUUUACCUUGCUUGGCUGUGGUUUGUCUCUUUUAAUUGCUCAGAUUCUGAGUCUGACUGUGUAACAUGGGAGAACUGUCCUCGUGAUGCCUCCUUGGAUUGGUUGCCUGAACACAUUUUUGACAUGACUAUGUCAGUGGACAGUUACAAUAUAUACAAUGCUGUGUAUGCUGUGGCCCAGGCUCUCCAUGAGAUGCUUCUUCAUCAAGCAGAAGUACAAACAGUUGGAAAUAGAAAGAAGACAGUGGCUUCCCACACACAGUUGCACCCUUUUCUGAAGAACAUCCAAUUUCACAAUCCUGCUGGAGAUCAAGUGAUUUUGGAUGAAACAAGGAAGUGGGAGGCAGAGUAUGACAUUGUGAACAUCUGGACUUUUCCAGAAGGUCUGGAGCUUAAGGUGGAAUUAGGAAAGUUUUUUCCACAUGCUCUACAUAAUCAUCAACUGUCUUUAUCUGAAGAUAUGAUUCAGUGGGCCAUAGGAACUACAGAGCGUCCUCGGUCUGUCUGCAGUGAGAGUUGUGGUCCUGGAUUCAGGAAAUCCACUCCGGAGGGAAAGGCUAUCUGCUGCUUUGUUUGCACCCCUUGUUCAGAGAAUGACAUUGCUAAUGAGACAGACAUGGAGCAGUGUGUGAAGUGUCCAGAUCACCAGUAUGCCAACACACAGAGAAACCAGUGCCUCGGAAGAUCUGCAAGCUUCCUGGCUUAUGGGGACCCCUUGGGAAUGGCCUUGGCCUGCGUGGCUCUUGGUUUAUCGACACUCACAGCAUUUGUUCUUGGGGUCUUUGUGAAACAUCACAACACCCCCAUUGUCAAGGCAAAUAACCAGGCUCUAAGCUACAUCCUGCUCCUCUCCCUCAUCUUCUGUUCCCUCUGUUCAUUGCUCUUUAUUGGCCGUCCCAACACAGUCACCUGUAUUCUACAGCAAACUACAUUUGGAGUUGUGUUCACUGCAGCUGUUUCUGCUGUUUUGGCCAAAACUGUCACUGUGGUUCUGGCCUUCAAGGUCACUACUCCAGGGAGAAGAAUGAGGUGGCUGCUUGUGUCAGGGGCUCCUAACUUCAUCAUUCCCAUCUGCACCCUGAUCCAGGUAACUCUCUGUGGAAUCUGGCUGGGAACCUCUCCUCCCUUCAUUGACACAGACACAUACUCUGAACAUGGCCACCUUAUCAUCCUGUGUAACAAGGGGUCCCUCACUGCCUUCUACUGUGUCUUGGGAUACAUGGGCUCCCUGGCCCUGGCCAGCUUCACUGUGGCUUUCCUGGCCAGAAACCUGCCUGACACCUUCAAUGAAGCCAAGUUCCUGACCUUCAGCAUGCUGGUGUUCUGCAGUGUGUGGCUCACCUUCCUGCCUGUCUACCACAGUGCCAAGGGCAAGGUCAUGGUGGCUGUGGAGGUCUUCUCCAUCUUGGCCUCCAGUGCAGGGCUCCUGGGCUGCAUCUUUGUCCCCAAGUGCUACAUCAUCUUGAUAAGGCCAGAUAGGAAUUGUCUGCAUGGCUUCCGGGAAAAAAGACAUCCUCAUAGAAGUAGGUCCUCAUAA
Messenger RNA from Perognathus longimembris pacificus (Pacific pocket mouse), 2454 nucleotides. Its product is annotated as vomeronasal type-2 receptor 116-like. The transcript is spliced from 6 exons. Gene Ontology annotation, biological process: G protein-coupled receptor signaling pathway. Gene Ontology annotation, molecular function: G protein-coupled receptor activity. The record is from RefSeq and is a predicted model, not a curated record. Gene Ontology annotation, cellular component: membrane. NCBI's taxonomy places the organism in Eukaryota, Metazoa, Chordata, Mammalia, Rodentia, Heteromyidae. The annotation marks the transcript as partial.